AUGUCUCUGCCUGUUGCCAUUGUUACUGGUGCCAACUCUGGCUUGGGCAUGGCUUUAGCAGUGAAGCUGGCACGGAAUCAUCUGGUCUUCGCAGGCAUGCGUAGCCUCACGAAGAAGGAUGCCUUGAUCGAGGCUGCAGCAAAAGCAGAGGUUUCCGCCAACAUCCGCACCUUGGAGUUGGACGUGAACACGGACGCCUCAGUGGAGUCCGGGCUAACUCCUGCUCUCAAGGAAGUUGGCCGAGCUGACGUGCUGGUGAACAAUGCUGGCUACAGCCAGGCUGGUAGCGUGGAGAUGAUGACUAUGGAGGCAAUGAAGGCGCAGAUGGAGACGAACCUCUUUGGUGUCAUUAGGUGCCAGAAGGCGGUACUUCCGUACAUGCGCCAGCAGAAGUCGGGCAAGAUCAUCAACAUUUCCUCUGUUGGCGGCAUCUGGGGUCAGCCUUUCAAUGACAUUUACUGUGCCUCCAAGUUUGCCCUUGAGGGUAUGACAGAGAGCCAGGCUCCACUGUUCCGAACCUUCGGCGUGCAUGUCUCAUGUGUGGAGCCAGGCGCAAUCAAGUCUGCUUUCUGGGCCAACGCACAGGUGCCAGAUACUAGCGCAAUGCCAGCAGAGUAUCAGAAACCACUUCAGUCAACCAUGGGAGCUUAUGGCAAGUCUGCAGGUGCUGGCCAGACACCUGACGAGGUAGCCGAUGUGAUCAUUGAGCAGAUCAUCAAUGUAUCAAAUCCGCCCGUUCGUGUCCAGACAAAUCCCAGCAUCCAGAAGGUUUUCGAGCAGCAGCUGGGGCAAAACAUCUCUGGGGAAACCGCUUCUCAGGCGUCCACAGUGCGUUUCUUGAGCGAUCUUUGA
This is a messenger RNA of Symbiodinium pilosum, 852 nucleotides long. NCBI's taxonomy places the organism in Eukaryota, Dinophyceae, Suessiales, Symbiodiniaceae. The record is from the annotation of a GenBank genome assembly.